Molecule: messenger RNA, 1621 nt
Organism: Amaranthus tricolor (Joseph's coat)
Lineage: Eukaryota; Viridiplantae; Streptophyta; Magnoliopsida; Caryophyllales; Amaranthaceae
Product: protein trichome birefringence-like 33
Exons: 6
Coding region: 1-1287 (428 amino acids)
Cellular component (GO): Golgi apparatus
Molecular function (GO): O-acetyltransferase activity
Source: RefSeq, a predicted model, not a curated record
AUGAAUCAGAUAGUGAGGGAAAAUCGUCUAUUACCAUUGAUCUUCGUCCUCUUUGCGCUUAUCAGCUUUGUUGCCAUAUUGUACAGCCAUGAAUUCUCUUGGGAUUUUUCCCCAUUCCAUCGCCGUCAGCAAUUUGCCUCACUCAAUGUUUCCCCUUACUCUCCUGUUGGAUUGGAACAUAAGAAGGGCAAUAAAGAUAGAGAAACAACGCUUCCAUUCGCAAUAGGUAAGACACCAGAGGAAUGUGAUAUAUUCAGUGGCAAGUGGGUGAUAGACAAGGAAAAUAUGCCUUUGUAUGAGGAGUCAGAGUGUCCCUAUAUUGAGCCACAGUUGACAUGCCAACAACAAGGACGCCCGGAUAAGGACUACCAGUUCUUGCGCUGGCAGCCUCAUGGCUGCAAUCUGCCCAAAUUUAAUGCUACCAUGAUGUUGGAAGCUCUCCGGGGAAAGAAACUGCUGUUUGUUGGUGAUUCUUUAAUCAAGGGUCAGUAUCUAUCCAUGAUAUGUCUUCUUCACAGAUUGGUACCUGCAACAGGCAAAUCCUUUAAAAAGUCUAUGUUUUCAAUCACUGUCCUCAAAUUGAAGGAUUACAAUGCUACCAUUGAGUUCCAUUGGGCUCCCUUCCUGCUUGAGUCAAAUGUAGAUGAUGAUCCUAACAAAAACUUAUCAGAGAGAACUAUACACAAAGGAUCCAUAGAUACACAUGGGAAAUAUUGGGAAGGGGCGGAUAUAGUCGUAUUCAGCACGUACAUCUGGUGGAUGACCGGCUUCAAGUUGAAAGUCUUGAAAGGGUCUUUCACAGAUGAAGUGAAGGAGAUUGAAAUGCUGAAUGCAGAGGAAGCUUAUCGGAUAGCUAUGCAGAGCACGCUGGAUUGGGUAGAGAGAAACAUGGACCCAAAGAGGACCAGAGUGUUCUUCACUAGCAUGUCACCGACUCACUUAAGGAGCAUACGAUGGGGGGGUGAACCAGAUGGAAACUGUUACAAUGAAACAACUCCAAUACAAGAUCCUGAAUACGACUGGCGUUUAAACGCCCAUGAAAGCAUAAUGCAAGUUGUUGAUGAAGAAAUCAGCAAAUCCAGGGUACCCAUAUCAUUUCUCAACAUAACUCGGCUUUCAAGUUAUCGGAAGGAGGCACAUACACAAAUAUACAAGAAACCAUGGAGUCCGCUCACUCCAGAGCAAUUAGCAAAUCCUAAGAGCUAUGCUGAUUGUAUGCACUGGUGUCUGCCAGGUUUGCAGGAUACAUGGAAUGAACUACUAUUUACGAAACUCUUCUACCCUUAGUAAGAACCAAGAAAAAUCUUCCAAUUUUAGUUUCUCUGAGGUUUCCCCAGGAUGAAAGGAUUCCAAGGUUUUGGAAAUGAAACUCAUGUGCCCUAACCCCCAACUACAAUGAAACAUAGUACAUAUUGAGUGAAGUAAUUCCUUGUAAAAGUCAUUCCAGUAGACAGUAAAAUUCUUGUUCGGCAACUGAAUGUUUCAUCUGUACUGGAAGAAAAGUAAUUCCAUAGAUAGCAAAGUACGAAUAUUGUUAUACAGCUUGUUGGCUAGAAAAACAUGUAAUUAUUUCAUUCAUUAAUGAUAAAAAUAAUGUUGAUGAAUAAGAGACUGAAUUUUA